Molecule: messenger RNA, 1359 nt
Organism: Musca domestica (house fly)
Lineage: Eukaryota; Metazoa; Arthropoda; Insecta; Diptera; Muscidae
Gene: Spf45
Product: splicing factor 45
Exons: 4
Coding region: 104-1324 (406 amino acids)
Biological process (GO): alternative mRNA splicing, via spliceosome; mRNA cis splicing, via spliceosome
Cellular component (GO): precatalytic spliceosome
Molecular function (GO): RNA binding
Source: RefSeq, a predicted model, not a curated record
GAUCUUUACAACCCUUGUGGAGAAAAAUAAAAUACGGGAAUAUAUCACAAUAAACAAAACAAACAUUUAUUUUUAAAGAAAAAAAUAUUAAAACAGUUAAUAAAUGGAUUUAUAUGAUGAUAUUGACACAAAACCCAAAGCCUCUCAAAUCGAUGGCUGGUCUUCGGGUAUUAAAAUGUUGCAAACUCAAUUGGCCAUAAAAAAGGCUACUACAAAGGAACAGCCGAAGAAACCGUUAAUGACACCAGUAGUCAAUUUAAAGGCAAAGAAAAUACAAACACCUGAGGAGAUAACUGUUUCCAGAUCGUCGUCAGACACAAAGCCCAUUAUCAAGGCCCAACCAUUGGUGCCCUCAUUAGAGAACAUAAAAACUGAUGAUUGGGAUUUUGUUGAUGAAUAUGAUCCAGCAUGGCCAAAUGAAUAUGAAAAACUGAAGGAGAAACGCAAUAGUCUUAAGGAUAGAAAUCGCAAUGAAGACCGUGAUAGAGGACGCGGUCGGGAGCAGGGUGAUAGGGAUCGUAAACGUAAUCGACGAAAUUCACGUAAUAGGGAUUCACCGCCAGUUAAAUUUAGUGGUUUUGGUCAGCGAAUAACCGACGAAGAUCGUUAUAGUCCACCCACUACAACAGGAGGGCAGGCGAAAGGUGGUGUCGCCAUUGCUCCACCUCCCUCAUUGCAGGAAAUUUCAAUUGCAAAUGAGGGCGAUCCAUCGUCGAAUGUAACUAUACCCUAUUCUGCUAGUUCAGUUGCGGCCAAAAUUAUGGCCAAAUAUGGUUUCAAAGAUGGUCAAGGUUUGGGCAAGCAAGAGCAGGGUAUGUCCAUGGCUUUGCAAGUGGAAAAGACUUCCAAGCGUGGCGGACGCAUUAUACAUGAACGUGAUGUAUUCUUGCCUCCGCCAACGCCAUCUGCAGCAGGGAGUGGUAGCCCUGUUGCAUCUAGUCCAAUUGCUAACAUGGCUCCUCCAGCGGCACCACCACCAUCAGCAAAUGAUUCCAAUUCAAAUCCAAGUAUUACUGAGAUAAUGAAAACACCCAGUAAAGUUGUUUUAUUGAGGAACAUGGUGGGCCCAGGAGAUGUGGACGAUGAACUAGAGCCAGAAGUGAAAGAUGAAUGCAACACCAAAUAUGGAGAAGUGGUCAAAGUUUUAAUACAUGAAGCAUUUGGGACAACUCCAGAGGAUGCAGUCAAGAUAUUUGUGGAAUUUAAGCGUAUGGAAAGUGCCAUUAAAGCUGUGGUAGAUCUUAAUGGCCGUUUCUUUGGUGGACGUCAAGUACGAGCUGGAUUUUACGAUUUCGAUAAAUUCCAAAAUUUAGAAUUGAGCUAAGUAAUAAAUUGCCAAAUAAGAAAUUAUGUACACAA